Messenger RNA from Rhagoletis pomonella (apple maggot), 1371 nucleotides. RefSeq lists its product as uncharacterized. The record is from RefSeq and is a predicted model, not a curated record. NCBI's taxonomy places the organism in Eukaryota, Metazoa, Arthropoda, Insecta, Diptera, Tephritidae. The transcript has 3 exons. Gene Ontology annotation, biological process: extrinsic apoptotic signaling pathway. Gene Ontology annotation, molecular function: CD27 receptor binding. The coding region runs from base 281 to 772 and encodes 163 amino acids.
UGUUCUUUGGCGUUCACGUAAAAUAAUUCCAAUAUUUUGACCAAGGCUAUUUUGACAUUUUUAGUUACACUCAACUUGUCGAUAUUAAAAAUACACUAGCUACAUGAUCCUGUAGCACCAAGAGGAAUAAAUACGGACAAGGAGGGACAGCCUGGCGUUUGGGGAAUUUAAGUUCCUGGCAACCAACCCAAAACCCAAAAAAAAAUAUAUUUUAACAAAACUUUUGCCGGCGAUUAAACAAGUUUUUGGUGAAGCUGCGCUUUAAACUCCCGUUAUAAACAUGCUCAAGCGACAGCGUUGCGAAGACUUCGAUACAUUCGUGCCACAAACCAAGAAGCUCAUUAGCGAAAAAUUUGUGGACCAGGCGGACCAAAAUAAAAUGACCAAAAUUCAUGAAAAAACCAUAAAUUUGCUAUUUAGGGCAGCACGCGAAAGCAAAUCUAUGGACCUGACGCAUACAGCAACAGAGGCGACUACAGAUAUUCCACUUUGGAGGCAGGUUGUGCUCCGUGGAAAUGGCGAAAUUUCAUCAAGCAAUGUAACGGAUUUAAUAGUUGAUAUUUCCUUGGAGAGCCGGAAAUCAAAGUGCUGCCAUCGUGAUGCUUAUGUUCGCAGUGAUUGUUGCAAUUGUUCUCAACCGUUGUGUGAAUUCUGUGGUCACUCAUGUGCUGAAUGUGGCAUAUUCUUAUGCGAUAGUUGCGUUUCAUUGUUUGGAUGCGGCAAUGUCGAAAGACCCAUAUGUGAAAAGUGCACCUUAUUUCAGAACUUAUAAAAUAUUUUAUACGUACGUAUUUGUGUAGUUAAGUGGUCCGAAUAAUAUUAAGGCAAUUCACCUACACGAGUAAAUGCCUCCUUACCACGUAAACCUCGUAAACUUAGUUAAGUACUAAAAGUUGAAAAUAAUAGAAUUUUGAAGUACCAGCAAAGUUGAGUUAAAAAAAGCUACAGCAGAAACUGUUAAAAAAAAAAAUAAAUAUAUUCCGGCCGGUUCUGCAAUUCACUUUCGAGUGAAUUUGAGUAAAGUGCGCUUUGAAUUCAAAUUGGCAGGGGUUGAAAUUCACUCGCAAGUGAAUUGCAGAACCUGCCCGAUUUUCGCAAUCAAAAUUUUCGCGGCAACCACAAAAACGCAGUUGUCAAUACAGCAACUCUGUUGCCAACUUUAAGGGGCCAGUUGCCAUCUGAAAUACAAUUUCAGCCAUCCAUAAUCGACCCCGCUUAUUUACGAGGUUUACGCUGUUACGAGACAUUUCCGUAUUUAGAUGAAUACCCGUAUUGUUUUUCUCUAUAUAUUGUAAUACCUGCGAGAGCUUUACGUCAUAUUUAUAAUUUUCUUGUACGAAUUAACUUAAUAAAUUUUUAGUUGUUUAUGUG